This is a messenger RNA of Lottia gigantea (owl limpet), 624 nucleotides long. RefSeq lists its product as hypothetical. The coding region runs from base 31 to 582 and encodes 183 amino acids. Lineage: Eukaryota; Metazoa; Mollusca; Gastropoda; Lottiidae. The record is from RefSeq and is a predicted model, not a curated record. The transcript is spliced from 6 exons.
GUUUUAGUGUUUUUCUUGGCGAAAGGUGUUAUGGUGGACGACACGACAUGCGAUAAUAUGAAAUGUACCCAACUUAUACAUGGAUUGAACAGACUUGAUAAUCAGCAAAUAUGCAGGAAACUUGGAGAAUCAAUCGACUGUGUUGCUGAUUUUCUUGACAACUGUCAGGCUUUAACAGAAGAAAUGAAAGAAACUGUAAGAAACGAUGUUUUACGAAUGCGACAAGAUCACAGUGACAUAUGUCCGGUUACAACAGAAGAAGAAGAAGGCGGAAGGACCAUACCAGAUCAGUCAGGAAUCUGUGACAAUACAAAAUGUGCUGAAAUUAUAUAUGGAAUGAACUGGUUUGAUCAAAAGCAAAUGUGCAGUAAAUUUCGAGAGACACUCGAUUGUGUCGCUAACUUUGCUGAAAACUGCCCUGAUUUAACAGAAGCCAUUCGAACAUCUGUAAGAGAGGAUAACGUACUAAUGAAAGAACAAUUCAAAGAAAUGUGUCCAGACAUUGCAGUUGCAAUGAAGCCACAAAUAAGGGUACUGAUAACGCUCACCAUCCUACAGAUAUUAUUUUUGAAAUUAUACUAAGAUUUACUAUAGGAUAAAUAAAUCAAAUAAAAAUCCAAGGUU